This is a messenger RNA of Hydatigera taeniaeformis, 768 nucleotides long. The record is from the annotation of a GenBank genome assembly. NCBI's taxonomy places the organism in Eukaryota, Metazoa, Platyhelminthes, Cestoda, Cyclophyllidea, Taeniidae.
AUGGAGUGCCGCAACACCUUAACAGAGAUCAAAGUCUUGAAGGCGCAACCCAAACAAAUGUUGGUCAUUUGCCGAGACAAUGGAACUCCGAGUAGAAGUGCUUCAGCUGACGUUCAUUUGGCUCUUCUCGAUGUAAACGACUGCAUUCCACUCUUUUCACAAAGUGCCUACAAUUUCACGGUGGUGGAGGACUAUUCCACAGCCUUUCAGGGUCAGCGCCUGGUUGGCAGUAUCCGUGCCACCGACUGCGAUGGUCCCGAAUUCAAUCAUGUCGUCUACCUUCUCCUCAACUCAUAUCAUCUCUUCAGCAUUGACAGUGAAGGACGCAUCUUCACGACGCGAAGUCUGGAUCGAGAACAGGAGCCAGUCUACGAAUUGCAAGUUGUAGCAACUGACGGACCAAUUGGAAAUGCAAAUUCUGACGAGCGAGCAUACAAUUCGGAAGCUCUGCUCCUCUCCACACCUUACAAUUCUGUCACAGCAACUGUCAGUGUCAUCGUUCAAGACCUCAAUGACAACCCUCCCCAUUUUGUUCAUCCAGCCAACACCAGUAUUCCUAUUCGAGUGUCAUUUCAAGAAGAUGUGGGAUUUGUGCUCACCAGAAUGGUGGCAAUCGAUCCGGACAAUGGAAACAAUGGCACAAUCUCCUACCGCGUUAUUCGGGGCAAUCGCCAUGGUAUCUUUAAAUUAGGAGAGCAUUCAGGCGACCUCUACAUUGGCAAGAAGAUGAUACCUGAGCAGGUGGUAAGUCAGUCUAGCUAUGCCUAG